AUGCCGGCCAGGUUAUCUCAUCACUGCCCUGUGUGGAGCUCCACCUCGCCUGCACUGCGGCUGAGUACGGAGAGUAGGUCAAUGACCGAGGCUGACAUACAGACAGCACGGCCUGGCUUCCUCAGUUAUUCUCAAUCGAAUAUCUCAAUCCCAGUGUCCCUGAAAAGGGCAUAUCUCAAUCCCAGUGUCCCUGACGAGGCAUAUCUCAAUCCCAGUGUCCCUGACAAGGCAUAUCUCAAUCCCAGUGUCCCUGACGAGGCAUAUCUCAAUCCCAGUGUCCCUGACAAGGCAUAUCUCAAUCCCAGUGUCCCUGACGAGGCAUAUCUCAAUCCCAGUGUCCUUGACAAGGCAUAUCUCAAUCCCAGUGUCCCUGACAAGGCAUAUCUCAAUCCCAGUGUCCCUGACGAGGCAUAUCUCAAUCCCAGUGUCCCUGACGAGGCAUAUCUCAAUCCCAGUGUCCCUGACAAGGCAUAUCUCAAUCCCAGUGUCCCUGACAAGGCAUAUCUCAAUCCCAGUGUCCCUGACAAGGCAUAUCUCAAUCCCAGUGUCUGUGACAAGGCAUAUCUCAAUCCCAGUGUCCCUGACAAGGCAUAUCUCAAUCCCAGUGUCUGUGACAAGGCAUAUCUCAAUCCCAGUGUCCCUGACAAGGCACAUCUCAAUCCAAGUGUCCCUGACAAGGCAUAUCUCAAUCCCAGUGUCCCUGACAAGGCAUAUCUCAAUCCCAGUGUCUGUGACAAGGCAUAUCUCAAUCUCAGUGUCCUUGACAAGGCAUAUCUCAAUCCCAGUGUCCCUGACAAGGGAUAUCUCAAUCCCAAUGUCCCUGACAAGGGCAUAUCUCAAUCCCAGUGUCCCUGACGAGGCAUAUCUCAAUCCCAGUGUCCCUGACAAGGGCAUAUCUCAAUCCCAGUGUCUGUGACAAGGCAUAUCUCAAUCCCAGUGUCUGUGACAAGGCAUAUCCCAAUCCCAGUGUCCCUGACAAGGCAUAUCUCAAUCCCAGUGUCUGUGACAAGGCAUAUCUCAAUCCCAGUGUCCCUGACAAGGCAUAUCUCAA
Molecule: messenger RNA, 1051 nt
Organism: Haliotis rufescens (red abalone)
Lineage: Eukaryota; Metazoa; Mollusca; Gastropoda; Lepetellida; Haliotidae
Product: variant surface antigen E-like
Exons: 2
Coding region: 1-855 (284 amino acids)
Source: RefSeq, a predicted model, not a curated record